This is a messenger RNA of Saxophila tyrrhenica, 360 nucleotides long. It is a transcript of the gene SMD2, whose product is annotated as mRNA splicing protein. Gene Ontology annotation, cellular component: catalytic step 2 spliceosome; U4/U6 x U5 tri-snRNP complex; U5 snRNP. Gene Ontology annotation, biological process: spliceosomal snRNP assembly; RNA splicing. The coding region runs from base 1 to 360 and encodes 119 amino acids. The transcript has 2 exons. Gene Ontology annotation, molecular function: RNA binding. The record is from RefSeq and is a predicted model, not a curated record. Lineage: Eukaryota; Fungi; Ascomycota; Dothideomycetes; Mycosphaerellales; Extremaceae.
AUGGCCACUGCCGACGCCAAAAUCCAAGAACUCCAAUCAAAACCCAAGCAAGAACUCACCGAAUACGAACUCGGCCUGCUCGAAACGCACGAAUUCACCAACGGACCCCUCUCCCUCCUCCAGACCGCCGUGCGCAACCACACCCAAGUCCUUAUCUCGUGCCGCAACAACCGCAAACUGCUCGCUCGAGUCAAGGCCUUCGACCGGCACUGCAACAUGGUGCUGGAGAACGUCAAGGAGAUGUGGACGGAGACGCCCAGGAAGAGCGGCGGGGAGAAGGGGCGGCCGGUGAAUAAGGAUCGGUUUAUUAGUAAGAUGUUUUUGAGGGGGGAUAGUGUGAUUCUGGUGUUGUUGAGUUGA